AACAAAGGCACAUUGCACUCGGGCUCCAGUCUUCCCGUGCAGUCGAAGGAGUAAGGUGCGCAAAGACAUUGGCUCUACAUGCAGACGGAAUUUCUAUCAACAGGAACAGCUACAUGGAUACAUAAUUUGCAACUCUUUUAUAAGCGAUUUGAGAAAAUCAAACGAACGGAGAGACACGCUCUGACAUCUGCCCCUGUUACUGACUUCAGAGAUUGUUCCACGAGAGAUAAAAGUAGCAGGUGUGCGGAGCCAUGCCCUGCGUCCAGGCUCAGUAUGGGACAUCACCUCCAGGAGCCAGCCCUGCAUCUCAGAGUUACAGCUACAGCACCACUGGAGAGUACAACUGCGACUUCCUAACACCGGAGUUUGUCAAGUUUAGCAUGGACCUGACUAAUGCAGAAAUAGCUGUCACUUCUUCGCUCCCCAGUUUCAGCACCUUUGUGGACACUUACAGUUCCAGCUACGACGUAAAGCCCCCCUGUCUCUACCAAAUGUCCCACUCUGGGGAUCAGCUGUCCAUCAAGGUGGAGGAGAUACCCGCACACAGCUACCAUCAGCAGCAGCAGCAUCAUCAGCCCCACCAGGCUGAGGAGAGCCAACCCCAUACCGGACCCAUAUACUAUAAACCAUCCUCAUCAAACAUCUCUCAAUCACCCAAUUUCCCGGCGCCUCCACACCACACGUGGGAAGACAGUGGACCCCUUCACAGUUUUCAUCAGAACUACCUGGCUACUUCACACAUGAUAGACCAGCAGCGUAAAAACGCAAUGUCUAGGUUGUUCUCGUUCAAGCAGUCUCCCGUGGACACGCCGAUGUCAAGCUGUCAGAUGCGCUUUGAUGGAUCUCUGCACGUGUCCAUGGGCCCGGACACCCCGGGUGCGCAUCGUGCGCUGGACAAUUUUGCUUUACCGGGACCCCCAAGGAGACAGCACGCUGUGGGUUUAUCCCAUUCGCUUAACAUCGGACACCCUUUACUGGAAAGCCCGGUGUGCUCACCCCCGGCUAGAGGAUCUCCAUCCAGUGAGGGUCUGUGUGCUGUGUGCGGGGACAACGCAGCUUGCCAGCACUAUGGGGUGCGCACUUGCGAGGGGUGCAAAGGAUUCUUCAAGCGCACGGUGCAGAAAAACGCCAAAUAUGUUUGCCUGGCAAACAAAAACUGUCCCGUGGAUAAAAGACGGCGAAAUCGAUGCCAGUAUUGCCGAUUUCAAAAGUGCCUGGUCGUAGGGAUGGUAAAGGAAGUUGUGAGAACAGCCAGUUUAAAAGGACGAAGAGGUCGCCUCCCCUCCAAACCUAAAAGCCCUCAGGACAUCCCAGUCUCUGUGACACACGUCAGCCUCCUGAACACCCUGGUGAGAGCGCACAUAGACUCCAACCCUUCUAUGGCCAGACUGGACUACUCUAAAUUUCAGGCGAGUCCAGAGUAUCAUCGUGGAGGAGAUGAGUCUCUGCACAUCCAGCAGUUCUACGAUCUCCUCACUGCUUCAAUGAGCAUCAUUCGCGGAUGGGCCGAAAAAAUCCCCGGAUUUACUGACCUGCCCAAAUGCGACCAAGAACUGCUUUUCGAGUCAGCCUUCCUUGAACUUUUUGUGCUGCGUCUGGCUUACAGAUCUAACGUGACAGAGGACAAACUAAUUUUUUGCAAUGGAGUGGUUUUACACAAACUGCAGUGCGUGCGAGGCUUUGGGGAGUGGAUCGACUCUAUCGUCGAGUUUUCUUCCAACCUUCAGAACAUGAGUUUAGACGUCUCUGCCUUCUCCUGCAUAGCUGCUCUCACCAUAGUUACAGAGAGACACGGACUAAGAGAGCCCAAGAAAACAGAGGACCUUCAAAACAAGCUCAUAAACUGUCUGAAGGAUCAGGUGUCCUGCAGUGGAGAGUUGUCUAAACUGCUGGAGAAGCUGCCAGAGGUGCGCGCGCUGUGCACGCAGGGACUGCAGCGCAUCUUUUACUUGAAGCUGGAGGAUUUGGUUCCCACGCCUGCGAUCAUUGACAAACUCUUUCACGACAGCUUACCGUUCUGAACAAUCGAGCAGACUCAUACAACCGUCACGAUUUCUCCAUGUGGCGGACUUGAACUGAUAUUGCCGGAUGGUAUUUGUAUUUUAUUUUUUAAGCUUGAAGCACGGCUGCCUGCAGAGGACAAAAGCGAACAGCCAUGUUCGAGACCACUGCGGAGGAAAUAAUAUCAGUAGAAUAUUCAAAACAUUGAGAAUGAAAAUACUGUGGAGAGAAAAUGACUAUCCUGUGCCUGUUUAAAGUGUAUUCAGUCAAAUACUGAGAAAAACGCGGUGUGGUGGAAAUGUAUUUGUAUUGUUACGCGUCAUAUUGUUUGUUACCUGCAAAACAUUUAUAUACAACUUCUCAUGUGUCAUGCAAGAUAUAGCCUAAUGAUUUAAGGGAUCAAAAUCAUUUUGACAAGUUACUUUAACCACUAGCCAAUUAAAUCAUUUUGCAUUAAGUAGGCUAGAGAGAUUAUGAAGGAGUGAACAGAAGGAUUUUUAAAUCUUUAUUGCUACAUUUUAGAUUUCAAAAUGGAUAAAAGCAUAUAGAGCACGUUUUUGUGUUUAUUGUAUCAUUAGUGAAUUUUAUUGUUAUGACUCGCUUUUUUUUACAGUUCUGAAAGUAUGCAUGUAAUUCGAUUUGAGCUAUUAACAUUCUCCAGCACUUUGUAUUAAUUUCAUAUUGAAAUAAUGUCCGAGGUUUACGAGCAACUGGUGUAAAAUUCUUAACAUUAUCCUUAUAUAUUUCAGAUCACUGUUUUCUAUGAUAUUAUGGUUUUUGCACUGCAUUCUAUGUUAAGCUUCUCUCAUAGUGUAAUGCUGAAUAAAAAAAACUAUUAU
This is a messenger RNA of Carassius gibelio (silver crucian carp), 2840 nucleotides long. RefSeq names its product nuclear receptor subfamily 4 group A member 2-like. The transcript is spliced from 8 exons. Gene Ontology annotation, cellular component: nucleus; transcription regulator complex. Gene Ontology annotation, molecular function: nuclear glucocorticoid receptor binding; nuclear receptor activity; zinc ion binding. The record is from RefSeq and is a predicted model, not a curated record. The coding region runs from base 252 to 2021 and encodes 589 amino acids. Gene Ontology annotation, biological process: central nervous system neuron differentiation; dopaminergic neuron differentiation; cellular response to corticotropin-releasing hormone stimulus. Lineage: Eukaryota; Metazoa; Chordata; Actinopteri; Cypriniformes; Cyprinidae.